Schizophyllum commune H4-8 is the source of this 2550-nucleotide messenger RNA. RefSeq lists its product as uncharacterized. The record is from RefSeq and is a predicted model, not a curated record. The coding region runs from base 64 to 2250 and encodes 728 amino acids. The transcript has 10 exons. Gene Ontology annotation, molecular function: amino acid transmembrane transporter activity. Gene Ontology annotation, biological process: amino acid transmembrane transport. NCBI's taxonomy places the organism in Eukaryota, Fungi, Basidiomycota, Agaricomycetes, Agaricales, Schizophyllaceae.
GGUCGGGCUUUGGCGGACCGCCAGCGAGCGCUAAACACGGAUUACUCCUUGCACUUAACAGCCAUGUCGUCUCCUUCCAAACCACUCAAUAUCGGCAGCCCAGGUCGUCGCAGCGAUCAGCAGACGCCUGUAGGCACCCCCAACAUGCGCGUUCUCCGCGAGCAGUACGGAGGCACGCCGCCCUUACCCAAUGUCCCUCCGCGAACAGGGUCCAUCUCCGCAUCCCCAGCGAAUCGCCCGAUAAACCUUCUGCCUCCAUCCGACAGCCAGGGAGGCUCGCGCCGUGGGUCCCAGGUCGUAGGAGGCAUAUCGGCCGGCGCGCGCAGCUUCGGAGACCGGUCCACGGGGAGCGGUACUUCUACACCUUCAGGCCACGUACCGGAGAUCGAGGACCUCCCAGUCGAGGAGAAGGCGAAGGUCCUGCGGCGCCACCUCGUUUCGCGCGAAGAGCGCCUGCGCGGCGCGGACUCUGAAGCCCCCUCCGGCUCAGCCACCCCUACCCUCAAGAAGCCAUCGCACAGCUCACUCCGCUCGAGCGGCCAGGACACGUCGUCGGAUCAUCAUCAGGAGGAGUCGGACGCGUUCCCCAUCUCGUACGAGACCCCGGGUGCGGACAUAACGCAUAGCAUCUACAAGUGGCAUCACAAGGCCGCGAGGCCAAGGGAGCGCGCUAUCUCCUUCACCGGACCAUCCACGAGCAACACCGUCGAUCCCACCUUUGAACACAUCCACGAGCCUGGCGGCUUCCGGCGGAAUUUCCUGAAGCUCAAGGCGAGCGAGCAGGGCGUCGACCAUCCCACCUUCGUCAACAACUUCAUCGACUUCUUGUUCAUCUUUGGACACUUUGCUGGUGAAGAUCUCGAGGAGGAAGAGGAGGUCAAGUCGGAGGACGAGGACGUAGAGCAGCAGUUCACUGUACCCGUCGACGGCCAUGUUCCCUCCACUGGCUUCGACGCCGACGAGAACACGCCCCUCGUGAGGAAACCUCGGGGAGCAACCCGCUCAGCAUCAAGACGUAGACGAACGGCGACCAGCACUGGCCCUCACGGCAAUGCGACGGUGACGCAGGCAGUCAUGAUGCUGUUGAAAGCUUUCAUUGGCACCGGUAUCUUGUUCUUGGGUCGAGGCUUCUACAAUGGUGGUCUACUGUUCUCUGCUGGGCUCUUCGUCGCUAUCGCAAUGGUGUCCUUAUACACGUUCCUCCUUCUCGUGCAUACGAAAUACGAAGUAUCCGGUAGUUUCGGAGACAUCGGCGGCAAGCUCUACGGCAACUGGAUGCGCUACCUCAUCCUUGGCUCCAUCGUUAUCUCGCAACUGGGCUUCGUCUCCGCGUACAUCAUCUUCGUUGCGCAGAACCUGCAAGCCUUCGUCAUGGGCGUCACCAAGUGCGCGACGCACCUUCCCAUGGCGGCCACGAUCGGCAUCCAGGUCCUGGUCUUCCUUCCGUUGGUCCUCAUUCGUGACCUAGCGAAGCUCAGCACGACUGCUCUGGUGGCGGAUGCGUUCAUUUUGUUCGGCCUCAUCUACAUCUUCGGGACGGAGAUCAGCAUCGUCGCGGAACGUGGUGUCGCGCAGGUGCAGGCGUUCAACUACAACAGCUUCUCUCUGUUCGUUGGGACGGCCGUGUUCUCCUUUGAGGGUAUCGGUCUGGUCAUUCCUAUCACGGACGCAAUGAAGGAGCCUCGCAAGUUCCCCAAGGCGAUCACGGGUGUCAUGUUCUUCCUCACCGUCCUCUUCGGCGGUGCCGGUGCGCUCGGCUAUCUCACCUUCGGCUCUGAGAUUCAGACCAACGUCCUGGUCAACUUCGACACCUCGAGCAAGAUCGUGCAGACGGUACAAUUCCUCUACGCCAUGGCCAUCCUUCUCUCCGUCCCGCUCCAAAUCUUCCCCGCUACGCGUAUCCUCGAGAAUGGUCUCUUCGUCCGCUCCGGCAAGCAGAAUAACUUUGUCAAGUGGCAGAAGAACUUCCUCCGGUUCUUCGUUGUGUUCUUCUGCGCCCUGAUCUCGUGGCUCGGGGCGAACGACCUCGACAAGUUUGUCGCGUUCAUCGGGUGCUUUGCUUGUGUGCCACUGUGCUACGUCUACCCGGCGAUGCUUCAUUACAAGGCUGCUGCGUUCACCCGGAAACAGAAGAUUGCGGAUAUCGCGAUGAUGGUCUUUGGGAUCAUCGCGUGCGUGUUCACGACGGCGCAGACGUUGAAGUUGAUGUUCACUCCGGAACCCGAGGGCGCGCCCAUCUACAAGUGCUAGACGAUAUAGACCCACUCCGCAUCUAGGGACGAUUGCUUGCAUUUCGAGGUAGAGGUACGCGUGCGCUUCUGAGUAUGGAAAUCGGACCGCGGAAUCAUUGCAUCACUACCUUCGCUUAGUAUAUCUAUUCAUCAUCUAGCAUACACACGUCUUGCAUCGGCACUGUAGUCCAUUACAUGGUCAGUGCGGUCUCUUCCAAGGGCACCGCAGACCCCGGCAUAUGCAUGUAUUUCACAAUUGCAACAGCAGCAGCAGUCACCUUGGAGAUAGCACAGCAUUGCAAUACAUCUCAUUAGUUUA